GUGCUUCAACGCUCCGAAACUGUCAAAACUCCUGAAUUACACAGCGUAGAGUAUCACAUUUGAUGUCUACAGUUGUAUUGAAGUCAGUAGUUUGGCUUUAAGAAUGUUUGCUUCCCUUUUUCUGGUCAUGCUGGGGCUGUGCUACUGUAGCAGCGAGAGCGAUCAGUUAAUUCUGGAGAAGCCACAUCUGUCAGGUCCCUCUGAGGCUUUGUUGAAAAACAUCACUGUAUUUAAUUGUUCCCUUUCGAGCCACCCAAAGAAUGAGUCUAUCCUGCUGAAGUUAUUCAAGAGGGGUAGCCAUGCCAGGCAGUUGGGCGAAUACACCUCCCUGGCUGGGGAACCUGGACUCUUCCACUUGGUGAUCAAACUUACCCAUGAGGGAAACCUGGAGUGUGUGGCCAGCGCACAGAACAACACUAACAUAAAGCCCACUUUUAGCGACAAACACCACCUGAAGGUUGUUGAGCCAGUGAAGAACGCAGAGAUUGUCGUCCCCUCAGGUGCAGUGGAGCUCUUUGAGGGGCAGAGACUGGAGCUCCUCUGUAACCUUGCUGCUGGAAAUCAUGUUUCCUACAAGUGGCUGCGGAAUGGUCAGCUCAUCUCUCCGUCUCCUGUCCACCCUGCUUCUCAUAAUUUCUCGAUUUCACGAGCCACCUCAGAAGACAGCGGCUCCUACACAUGUAUGGCUUCCAACGUCUUCAGCUCCGCCAACAGCUCUGAAGUUGUAAUCACAGUCAAAGAUGUGGUGUCAGCCCCUGAAAUCUCCUUCAGCGUGUUAAAGGAGGAUUCCCACAACUACUCUGCCAUGGUCACCUGUCAGUCAACCAAAGGGACUCCACCUGUCACCUUUUCAUUCUACAUCGGGGGAGCAUUGGUUGGCAAUGUGACGAGUGAAGACAGAAGCGCCACAUUUAAGGUCCCACUGGUCUUGGGUCAGGACUCAGAAAUCCAGUGCCAGGCAGACAAUGGAAACUAUAGUAAACGUAGUCAAUCGUUGCCCUUAAAAGUUGAGCCAGUGAAGAACGCAGAGAUUGUCGUCCGCUCAGGUGCAGUGGAGCUCUUUGAGGGGGAUCCGCUGGAGCUCCUCUGUAACCUUGCUGCUGGAAAUCAUGUUUCCUACAAGUGGCUGCUGAAUGGUCGGCUCAUCUCUCCGUCUCCUGUCCACCAUAAGCAUCUCUUGAUUUCACGAGCCACCUCAAAAGACAGCGGCUCCUACACAUGUAUGGCUUCCAACGUCUUCAGCUCCGCCAACAGCUCUGAAGUUGUAAUCACAGUCAAAGAUGUGGUGUCAGCCCCUGAAAUCUCCUUCAGCGUGUUAAAGGAGGAUUCCCACAACUACUCUGCCAUGGUCACCUGUCAGUCAACCAAAGGGACUCCACCUGUCACCUUUUCAUUCUACAUCGGGGGAGCAUUGGUUGGCAAUGUGACGAGUGAAGACAGAAGCGCCACAUUUAAGGUCCCACUGGUCUUGGGUCAGGACUCAGAAAUCCAGUGCCAGGCAGACAAUGGAAACUAUAGUAAACGUAGUCAAUCGUUGCCCUUAAAAGUUGAGCCAGUGAAGAACGCAGAGAUUGUCGUCCACUCAGGUGCAGUGGAGCUCUUUGAGGGGGAUCCGCUGGAGCUCCUCUGUAACCUUGCUGCUGGAAAUCAUGUUUCCUACAAGUGGCUGCUGAAUGGUCGGCUCAUCUCUCCGUCUCCUGUCCACCAUAAGCAUCUCUUGAUUUCACGAGCCACCUCAGAAGACAGCGGCUCCUACACAUGUAUGGCUUCCAACGUCUUCAGCUCCGCUAACAGCUCUGAAGUUGUAAUCACAGUCAAAGAUGUGGUGUCAGCCCCUGAAAUCUCCUUCAGCGUGUUAAAGGAGGAUUCCCACAACUACUCUGCCGUGGUCACCUGUCAGUCAACCAAAGGGACUCCACCUGUCACCUUUUCACUCUACAUUGGGGGAGCAUUGGUUGGCAAUGUGACAAGUGAAGACAGAAGCGCCACAUUUAAGGUCCCAGUGGUCUUGGGUCAGGACUCAAAAAUCCAGUGCCAGGCAGACAAUGGAAACUAUAGCAAACGUAGUCAAUUGUUACCCUACAAAGUUGUCUUGGUUCGUGGGCCCGUGAACAUAACCGUGGACAAUGAAUACGACACUGGAGAAUACUUGGCUGUGGUCGGCCUCAGGUUGAACUGCGAGGUGGCGGAGGGAUCUCAUCCACGGUACCGCUGGUUCCUCAACAAUACCCUCCUACAUGACCGAGGAAGCUUCUACUACGUGCACAACCCUUCUCCAAAACAAUCGACCCUCAUACUGUCUGUAGAGAGACGCAGCACUGGGACGUACCACUGUGAAGUGUCUGACAGCUUUGACAACACCACUGCAAUAAGCAGCAUUAAUCUAUACGUAGAUAAAGAAGGGCUGAGCCGUCUCCCCGUCUUAGUAGUGGCAGUUGUCUUUGGAUGUUUCACAGUCCUGAUUCUUCUGGUCUCCGUUUGUUGCUUCAUUGGGGUGGUCUACAGGCGAAGGGUGUAUGGAAAGACGUCUCUGUUGGGCCUGGAGAUGGAAAGAAGGGUAGCUGCACGUGGGGGCGAGCUGGAUCUGCUUGACUACGAUGAGGAUGCUGAUUUGGUGAAGGCAGUCAGAGAGGACGAAUUUGAUCAGGCAUCUGAAGCCUCCGUAGAUGAAUGGCCCCAAAUUGCAGAGGAGGAGAAGACUCUGGAAGAUGAACCAGUUGAGAUUCUCUGAAGAUUCAAAGAGUUUGUUCCAUGUAAACACAGACUGUUGUGGUUAAAUAAACAUCUGCC
Toxotes jaculatrix (banded archerfish) is the source of this 2790-nucleotide messenger RNA. Its product is annotated as Fc receptor-like protein 5. NCBI's taxonomy places the organism in Eukaryota, Metazoa, Chordata, Actinopteri, Toxotidae. Bases 104 to 2731 code for a protein of 875 amino acids. The record is from RefSeq and is a predicted model, not a curated record. The transcript is spliced from 19 exons.